AUGGAAGAUUGGGAUAAUGAAUAUUCAGCUAUUGAAGAAACUGGCAAAGUUUUCGGUGGUAGGGGUCGUGGAUUUAUAACUAAAAAUGCUCACAAACAAUUUCAGGCCAAAGUUGGAAAGAAAAGUCAAGAUAAUUUUACUUCUAAUAGUAAUAAGUUUGAUCAUGACGAAGAAGAGAAUUUUUAUAAUUUUAAAACUAGUAAUCAAGAUAGUUUUAAACCAGACAAAGAGAAAAAUAAGUUAAUUAAACCCAAAUCUACAUACAUUCCUGAUGAUCCUACUGAAGAUGAUAAUGAAAUAUUUGGAAAUCAUAUAUCAUCCGGAAUUAAUUUUGAAAAGUAUGAUGACAUUGAAGUAAAAGUCUCUGGGAAAAAUCCUCCUAAAUCCAUUAACUCUUUCAACGAAGCUGGAUUAUGUUCGACUUUGAUUAAUCUAAUAAAUAAAUGUCAAUACCACAAACCUACUCCAAUUCAGAAGCAUUGCAUUCCGAUAAUAAUGAGUGGUAGAGACUUGAUGGGAUGCGCUCAAACGGGAUCUGGAAAAACGGCAGCAUUUUUAAUUCCUAUUAUAAACAAACUAUUAGAAAAAAAUCAAAUCAUGUCAAAAAGUUCCUUUUGCACACCUGAAGUAAUUAUAAUGACUCCCACGAGGGAAUUAACUAUUCAAAUUUUUGAAGAAGCCAGAAAAUUUUCCAGAGGAACUUUUUUAAAAGUUGCUUUAACUUAUGGAGGAACAGCUGUUUUUCAUCAAGUUGAAAAAAUAAAAAAUGGUUGCAAUAUUUUAGUAGCCACUCCUGGUCGAUUGCUUGAUUUUGUUCAGCGAGGUAUAAUUGACUUUUCCAUGACUGAAUUUUUAAUUCUUGAUGAAGCGGAUAGAAUGUUGGAUAUGGGAUUUAUUUCAGAAAUAAAAAAAAUGAUCAAUCAUCCUACAAUGAAAUCAUCAAGCCAGAGACAAACAUUAAUGUUUUCAGCGACAUUUCCUAGUGAAGUUCAACACUUAGCCAAAACAUUUCUUAAUAAUUAUUUAUUCGUAGUAGUUGGAAUUGUUGGGGGAGCAUGUUCAGAUGUUGUACAAAAAUUUUUUUCCGUUUCGAAAUUUCAAAAAAGAAAUAAACUUAUUGAGUUAUUGGAAUCGAAUGGAAGUUCGAAAUGUUUAGUUUUUGUUGAACAAAAGCGAACAACUGAUUUUAUAGCCACGUUUCUGUGUGAAAAAAAUUUUCCGGCUACUUCCAUUCACGGUGACAGAGACCAAAGAGAAAGAGAAGAAGCUUUAAGAGAUUUUAAAACUGGAAAAAUGGAUAUUUUAGUUGCUACGAGUGUAGCAGCAAGAGGAUUGGAUAUCAAAAAUGUUGCUCACGUUGUGAAUUUUGACUUACCGAAAACAAUUGAUGAAUACGUGCAUAGAAUAGGUAGAACAGGUAGAGUGGGUAACAGAGGUCUUGCAACAAGUUUUUACGAUCCUUUAUGCGAUUCUCAUUUAGCCCCAGCUCUGGUAAAAAUUUUGAGUCAAGCCGGUCAAGAAAUACCUGAUUUUCUUCUUGAAUUUAAAGAAACCGAGAUUGGAUUCGGUACAUCGAAUUUUGGUGGAAAAGAAGCUUUCGAAGAUGAAGAAUGGUAA
Pediculus humanus corporis (human body louse) is the source of this 1617-nucleotide messenger RNA. Its product is annotated as DEAD box ATP-dependent RNA helicase, putative. The record is from RefSeq and is a predicted model, not a curated record. Gene Ontology annotation, biological process: gamete generation; cell differentiation. Gene Ontology annotation, cellular component: nucleus; P granule. Bases 1 to 1617 code for a protein of 538 amino acids. Gene Ontology annotation, molecular function: ATP binding; RNA binding; RNA helicase activity. The transcript is spliced from 7 exons. Lineage: Eukaryota; Metazoa; Arthropoda; Insecta; Psocodea; Pediculidae.